CCGCCGCGCAUCCUCGGCCCGCGCCCAGCCCCGCGCCCCGCUCCGCGCCCGUUUGCGCCCCGCUCCCGCGGUGGGUGGCGCGGCCAUGAGGCUGCGGGCGCGCGGCCCCCGGGACGCCCCCGCCUCCGGUUUCGCCUCCAGCGCGGGGGCCGGCGACGCGCGGCGGCUAGCGCCCCCGGGGAGGAACCCUUUCGUGCACGAGCUGCGCCUCGGCGCCCUGCGGAAGGCCCAGGUUGCAGUCCUGACAGUGACGCUGUUCCCCAUCCGGCUGCUGUUUGCUACCUUUAUGAUGCUGCUCGCCUGGCCCCUGGCGUUCCUUGCUUCACUGGGAUCCGAUGAGCGGGAACCCGAGCAACCUCUGGCCUUGUGGCGGAAGGUGGUGGACUUCCUGCUCAAGGCCAUCAUGCGCAUCAUGUGGUUCGCCGGCGGCUUCCACUGGGUGGCUGUGAAGGGCCGGCAGGCCCUGCCCACCGAGGCCACCAUCCUCACCCUGGCACCACACUCCUCCUACUUCGAUGCCAUCCCCGUCACCAUGACGAUGUCGUCCAUCGUGAUGAAGGCAGAAAGCAGAGACAUCCCGAUAUGGGGAACUCUGAUAAAGUACAUACGGCCAGUGUUCGUGUCCCGAUCAGACCAAGCCUCCCGCAGGAAGACGGUGGAGGAGAUCAGAAGACGGGCCCAGUCAAAUGGAAAGUGGCCACAGAUAAUGAUCUUUCCAGAAGGAACGUGCACCAAUAGGACGUGCCUGAUCACCUUCAAGCCUGGGGCAUUCAUCCCGGGAGUCCCUGUCCAGCCUGUGGUGCUGCGGUACCCAAACAAGCUGGACACUAUCACGUGGACGUGGCAGGGACCUGGAGCACUGGAGAUCCUGUGGCUCACGCUGUGUCAGUUUCACAAUCAAGUGGAAAUUGAGUUCCUGCCCGUGUACAGCCCUUCCGAGGAGGAGAGGAAGGACCCUGCGCUGUACGCCAGCAACGUGCGGCGCGUGAUGGCCGACGCCCUAGGUGUCUCUAUAACCGACUACACAUUUGAGGACUGCCAGCUGGCCCUGGCAGAAGGACAGCUUCGUCUCCCCACGGACACCUGCCUUCUAGAAUUUGCCAGGCUGGUGAGGGGCCUGGGUCUAAAACCAGAAAAACUUAAAAAAGAUCUGGACAAAUACUCAGAAAGUGCUAGACGGAAGAACGGGGAUGCCAUCGACCUCCCGGAGUUCGCGGCCUACCUGGAAGUCCCCCUUUCAGACACACUGGGAGACAUGUUCUCCCUGUUCGAUGAGAGCGGAGGUGGCAGGAUAGACCUGCGGGAGUAUGUCGUGGCCUUGUCUGUCGUCUGCCGGCCGGCCCGGACUCUAGACACCGUCCAGCUGGCGUUCAAGAUGUAUGGGUCUCAGGAGGACAGCAGCAUCGAUGAGGGUGCCCUGUCCAGCAUCCUCAAGACUGCCCUAGGGGUGGCAGAACUUCCCGUGACUGACCUCUUCAAGGUGAUCGACCAGGAGGAGAAGGGGAGGAUCACAUUUGCCGACUUCGACAGGUUUGUGGAAAUGUGCCCCAACUUCGCAGAGGAGUAUCUGUACCCCCACCACACACGCUCUGAGAGCUGCGCACAGAUUCCCCCAGCUCCGAGCCCCAACGGCUUCUGUGCUGACUUCAGCCCUGAGAAUCCAGACACCGUGAGGAAGCCUUUUUGCAAGAAACUGGACUAGAACGGAAGGUCCCAGGGAGCGGAGGCCCCUACCGGCUCUGGGGCCUCCCCGCGCCGAGUCUGUUGCUGGGACCGUGUCUGGCCAUGCGCCCCCGUGGGCUGUUGUUUGCCAUCCCAGGCCGUAGGCUAAGACACCUGGACAGCUCCUCACCGCCCCUGUGUGAGGAGCCCAGCGUGGGGGGCACCCUGUGCGGAGCGCCUGGAGUGGCACCCGUGGGCCCACCCCAUGCCUGGCCUCCCCAUGGCCGGUUCUGAGGAGCGGCCUGCCACCCAGAGCCUGGGUGGGUGCCAGGCACUGCUUUGUUUUCACCCAGAGAAUCUUGAUUUUGAGUUUCCAUUACAGUUUUUCUUGACAUCCCCCUUGUGGUCAGUUCUCGGCACCUCACGGUGGGGGGCGUCCGCGUGACAAAUGGGCGUGUCGUCUGCCUUGAUCACAGCACAGAGCCACUGCCGACCUCAGGUCACAGCCUGGCAGAGCCGUGACUUUUAAAUGUUUCUAUAUUUGUGGGAAUUCAUGAGUAUUUUAUAAACUUCAUUUAGAUACUUCAGGAAACAUUCAGCAUUUUUUUAAGAAAAAGAAAAUCGUUUUCUACUUCAGUUUUCCUUUGAGGGUCAGAGGAUAUUUAUUUAUAGGCCCUUUUUUUUGAUAGACUGAGGCUGUUUGGGGCUUUAACUUAAAUUUCUCCCCAGCCUCUCCCUACUAGGCCUUCUCCUGUUUGGGCCCAUCACAAGCACACAGCCCAGAACCACUUUUUCUGCUUCCUUAAUGCUUUUCAAAUCCUGCUCUCUUUUUUAUAAGCAUUACCAGCUUCGUAUUUCUGUUGAAUGUGACACGGUCUACUUCACUGUAGCAUAAACGCCAACUGAAGCGCCGAAGGCCGGUGGGGUGGGCUGGGUGGUGGCAGCCUGCAAGCCCCUGGCCUCUUGCUGAGCGUUUGCUCCUGCGCCUCGAGCAGGCUGCAGAACUCAGAGCAGGCAGGUCCUGGUGGAGGCCGCUGCCCGCUCCGUGCGCCGAGGUGUGGGGACCUGCCCCCAGGCCAGAGGAGCUGCUGUGAGGGAAGCCUGUGGAGGCGAGCGGACAGCGAGGGUGUCCAGUGACAGCUUUGUGCAGACAGCCCCCGCCUAGUGUGGCCUCCCGCGUCGCUGCAUCCAUUCCGCCAUGGGAAGGAGAAUGUGCAGUGGGGUCCCUGUCAGAGUUGGGCGGGGUCACUGCCCCCGGCACGGGAAGCAUUUUGGUGUCACCUGUAUGUAUGAUUGUGCUGCCUCACCAUUUCCAUGGGACAUGAUGAGGCUGUCCUUAAAGCACAGUAACCACAGGCUCAGCCUCUGGAUUUGUUUGGGAAAAAUUUUGUUUUUAAUUUCUAAGGUGAAUUGGGAUUUCUAUCUGGGGCAUCUCCAUAGAACAUGACCACCAGGGAAAAAGUUCACUGACUUCCUGAGGUAUCCAUGGUGUGCAUUUCUACCCACAGACAUUUUAGCAAAAGAAACCCCUUAACGUCAGCUCUGAACAUUCCAACCUGUCCCAGCGUGCACAGUGCGGCCACGCCGCUCAUGGGGGCCGCUGCAGGUGGUUCCCAGGCUCCCGGCUCAUGGACACCCAGCACGGGCAGAGGCAGCUCAGGAGCUAAGGGUGACCAAUCUCAUGAUUGUAAAAUGCGUGUGAGCAUUUUGAAGAGAAAAACCUACAAAUGGCCAAUGAAGGAGGUGAACAGACUAAGAUAUUUGGGGGGCGGGGCCUGGGUGGGGGCUCCCGGCCUCCAUGUCUGUGGAUGAAGGGGCUUUUGAAUGAGAUGCCUCUGUGCAUUCUCAGGAGAAAGUCCCUGAUGAACAGACUUUGAUGACGUUUGUUUCUCCUGAUUCUCUUUCUGACAGUACCUUACAGUGAGCGGGCAUUCAGAACUGUGAAUGUAUAUAGUUCCGGAGUUAAAUCCCUCUUGUGUGAGGUGCAGGACGCGGCCCUGCAGGGAAGGGAGGGCCAAGCGGUGGUGUCUGCUCCCCAGACAACUCUGGCUUUGCAGUGGAAUGAAUAAAUGUAAAGUCUCAGCACUCCA
Molecule: messenger RNA, 3752 nt
Organism: Manis javanica (Malayan pangolin)
Lineage: Eukaryota; Metazoa; Chordata; Mammalia; Pholidota; Manidae
Gene: LPCAT1
Product: lysophosphatidylcholine acyltransferase 1
Cellular component (GO): endoplasmic reticulum
Molecular function (GO): lysophosphatidic acid acyltransferase activity; 1-acylglycerophosphocholine O-acyltransferase activity; calcium ion binding
Source: RefSeq, a predicted model, not a curated record